CUGCUGGACGCGCUGCGGGCGGCCCUGCUGCGCCGGGAAGGGCCUCUAGUGACAUUGAACAAGCCAGCGGGGCUGCCCGUGUCAGGAAAGCCAGGAGAGCUGACGUUGCAGUCAGUGCUGCCCGAACUGAGCCAGUCCCUGGGUACUGGGGAGCUCCACUUGGUGCGAGCACCUGGGAAGGAGCCUUCCGGGCUUGUACUACUCUCCAGUUGUCCCCAGACAGCAAGCCACCUGCAGAAGUUCUUUACCCACUGUAGGAGGGCCCAGAGGCCCACAGCUACCUACUGUGCCGUCACUGAUGGCAUCCCGAGCCACUCUGAGGGGAAGAUCCGCGUGGCCCUGGCCCUGGCACACACUGAUGGCGUCAGCCAGGGGGUUCCUGUCAAGUGCCCAUCCCGAAAGGACAUCACGGAAGGCGUCAGGAGGACCCUCAGCCUCUUCCGUGUCAUGGCCGCGGGCUCGGGCUGUGCCCUGGUGCAGCUGCAGCCACUGACAGCGUUUCCCGAUCAGCUGCAGGUACACAUGGUACUGCAGCUCUGCCCGGUGCUCGGGGACCACACGUACGCUGCGCGAGUGGGCACCGUCCUCGGCCAGCGCUUCCUCCUGCCAGCUGAGAAUGCCAAGCCCCGGAGACAGGUCUUGGGUGACGCUCUGCUCCGCCGCCUCCGCCUCCCUCCCUCCCAGGCUGCCCAGCUGCCUCUGCACCUCCACCUGCACCGCCUUCUCCUCCCAGGCACCAGCCCCGCGGGCGCUCCUGCCGAGCUCCUGGCUCCCCUGCCCCCCUAUUUCUCCAGGACUCUGCAGUGCCUGGGGCUCCCUGAGCCGUAGCCUUUCCACUGGUUUACUGUGUGGCGCUGGGCAAGUGGCUUCUCCGUGGACUUGAAAUAAUAAAAACUCCUACCUCA
This is a messenger RNA of Dipodomys ordii (Ord's kangaroo rat), 905 nucleotides long. It is a transcript of the gene Rpusd3, whose product is annotated as RNA pseudouridylate synthase domain containing 3. Gene Ontology annotation, molecular function: pseudouridine synthase activity; RNA binding. The record is from RefSeq and is a predicted model, not a curated record. The transcript has 8 exons. Lineage: Eukaryota; Metazoa; Chordata; Mammalia; Rodentia; Heteromyidae. Gene Ontology annotation, biological process: pseudouridine synthesis. The annotation marks the transcript as partial.